Molecule: messenger RNA, 2895 nt
Organism: Mobula hypostoma (lesser devil ray)
Lineage: Eukaryota; Metazoa; Chordata; Chondrichthyes; Myliobatiformes; Myliobatidae
Gene: bgnb
Product: biglycan b
Exons: 8
Coding region: 343-1452 (369 amino acids)
Molecular function (GO): protein binding
Source: RefSeq, a predicted model, not a curated record
AUCCCGGAACAGGCAGCCCGGAGCCUCUGUGUGUGUGUGAGAGAGAGAGAGAGGGAGAGGGAAAGAGAGAGCGGGAGAGAGAGAGAGAGGGAGAGGGAGAGAGAGAGAGAGAGAGAGAGAGGGAGAGAGGGAGAGAACUCGUCCACACUCCCGCAGCUCCGGACAGCCGCCUACAGCCGGGACACCAACCAAGAGGCCCCGAGCACCCGGUGGAGUUUCCGAACGAGGACGGUUCAUCCCGGAGGUCAGACCCGGAUCCGAAGCCCUGAGGUGAUCUCCCGCCCCCAUACUCCGCGCACCGAGAGAGAGAGACGCAACACCCCCUCACCUCCCAUCGCAGCCAUGCAUGCCCUCCUCCUCCUCAUCUCCUCCCUGCUGAUUGGCGGGUGGGCCGUACCCUUCAAUCAACGCGGCUUCUUCAGGGACCUGCUGGAUGCCAUGCAGAACGACGAGGAGGGUUCCGCCUUCAUUGAUGCCGACGUCCCAACGGUCAAGCUGGACGAGACGGUCCUUCCCCCAAUCUACCCUACCUGCCCGUUCGGAUGCCAGUGCCAGAUACGUGUCGUCCAGUGCUCGGACCUCGGACUGAAGGAGGUUCCGGCCAACAUUCCCAGUGACACGACUUUACUGGAUCUUCAGAACAACAAGAUCACCGAGAUUAAGGAAAAAGAUUUUAAAAACCUCGGCAAACUUUACGCACUGUACCUGGUCAAUAACAAGAUCAAAAAGGUCCAUCCUAGAGCGUUUCAGCCACUGGUCUCCAUCCAGAAAUUGUACAUGUCCAAGAACGCCCUGGUGGAAAUCCCCAAGAAUCUGCCUCGGUCCCUGGUUGAGCUCAGGAUUCACGAUAACCACAUCACCAAGGUUCCCAAGGAGGCCUUCCGAGGGCUUAAAAGCAUGAACUGUAUCGAGAUGGGAGGGAACCCUCUGGAGAACUCGGGAUUCGAAGAGGGAGCCUUCGAUGGUCUGAAGCUGAAUUACAUCCGCAUUUCAGAGGCAAAACUUUCGGGCGUUCCCAAAGAUCUGCCCAACAGCAUCCACGAACUCCACCUGGACCACAACAAGAUCCAGGCCAUUGAGCUGGAAGACCUCAUCCGUUACAGUCAGCUGUACAGGUUGGGUCUCGGCUUCAACCACAUCCGGGUGAUCGAGAACGGGAGCCUGGCGUUUCUGCAGAACCUGCGGGAGAUCCACCUGGAGCACAACGAGCUGACCCGCGUCCCAGCUGGACUCAACCACAUGAAGUACCUGCAGGUCGCCUAUCUCCACUCGAACAACAUCAGCCAAGUGGGCGUCAACGACUUCUGCUCCACCGGCUUCGGAUUCAAGAGGGCCUCCUACCACGGCAUCAGCCUCUUCAACAACCCCGUCAAUUACUGGGAUGUCCAGCCGGCCACCUUCCGCUGCGUCACUGACAGGAUGGCCAUCCAGUUCGGCAACUACCGCAAAUAGUCCGCCAGACGCUCUCUCCACUCCACUCUCCCCCACCCCGUCUCCGGGCAGGGUCAGUGUGACCAGCCCUUGUACAGUGCCUAACUCCUCUCCAUCCUCACCUCCCCCUUUGUCCGUUCUCUCUCUUUCCUUCCCACUCGCCUUUCUCCCUCAGCCUCAACCUGCUUCUCUUUCCUCCCUCCCUCGUUCUCCAAUGGCAUUGCACCUCCAACUUUUCAAACCUUCUCUCACCUCUUCCCGCUCUCUCCCCACGCACUAUCCCUCCCCUCCAAUUCUUUCUGACCCUCUCAUCCUCUCCCUCCCGCCCCUCCAAUUCUUUCUGACCCUCCCUCCUAACCUAUCCCUCCCUCUCCCUCCAAUUCUUUCUCACCCUCCCUCCUAACCUCCUCCUCCAAUUCUUUCUGAUCCUCUCUCUAGCCCCCUCCCCCCAAUAUCUCCCUGUCCCGGCCAUCUCUCGCCCUCCCGCUUUCCUCGACUCAGCAAUCUAUCUUCACCGUCGCCUGGCUUAAACCCCCAAAUCCCUGCCCUGCCCUCGCCGGUCAGCAGUCUUUAAUUACCCCCCUCUCCUCACUCCCAUCCAUUUGUCUCUGGUUUUCCGGGAGGGGGAGAGAGGAGGAUGGGGGUGCGGGGUAGAGAGUAGAGGGAGGAGGAAAGGAGAAAGAGUGGUUGGGUGUAAAAUGGAAGAGGGAGAGACACAGAGGAAGAGGGAGAGAGAGAGGGGAUGGGGGAGAGAGAGAGAGGGGACGGAGGGAGAGGGAGAGGGGACGGAGGGAGAGGGAGAGAGGUGGACGGGGAGGGAGAGAGGGGAAAGGGGGUGAGAGAGGUGGACGGGGGAGGGAGACAGACAGACAGAGAGGGAGAGAGGAAAGAGGCAAAGAAGGGAAGGAAAGCAGAGAGAGAGAAAAGGGAAAGGGAGAGGAGCUCCAUACUUCUCCCCCUCCUUAUCCCCUCUGCACCCCCACCAUUUACCCCCUCCUUCUCUCUCCACCCCCUUCCCCCCCCCAGCCCACUCUCUCCCCGCCGCCAUGUAGUGAGUGGUGGGGGGGCUAAACCCGCCGACCGCGGGCGAUCGCUGCUGGUAAGUCGCACCCGCGCAGAACCUCUAAGGCCGGCGGCGGACGGAGCACUGAGCGGCCCGGGGAGCCCAACCCCAGCGGCGGGCGAGGCUCGCGGUGCACCGACUGGCCAGCCCUUCCGAGAGAGAGAGAGAGAGAGAGAGAGAGAAAGGAAGGGAGGAAUCAGCAGCCCCCUUCAGCUCCACAGCAUCACCCCAAAAGCUGUCGCAGACCCAACGCCGCCUUCUUUCCCCCAGACCUAUCGUAUAACCUGUCCAUUGUAUCGUUGUGUAUGGUGCAUUUAUCACUGAUCUACAAAUGUGGUAUAUCAAAUCCUGAGUAAUGUAAAAGAAAGUCUAAUUAAAGGCAGUGCCAAGUAUUCCAGUCA